UGGCUUUAAGAACUGGGCUUCCUUGAAACCGUCAGCCCCCAUGUUAGCAUGGGCAAAUUGAUGAACUUCUACGAUAACUACUUUUAGAAGAACUUUUUAAAACUCCUUUAACCUCUAAAUCUCCCCGUUCUUCGCUCCUGUGCGCUUUGUUCCGUCGUCCUUUAACAGACUUUCUGCGUUUUUGCGCUCACUAUGCGCAGACAGGGAGUGGCAAAAUAUCAAUCUUUUUUUGUUUUUUUUCUCCCUUAACUCCCUCGAAGUAAGCUUAAACAGCGCCGUGUGUCCCUGUGAGUGGAACUAAUGGACAACUCUUCGUCGGUAAUCACGCAGGUCAGAAGAGACGACGAGGAAAAUGCGGGGAGUCGCGAGGAAGGUUCCAGUGAAGUUUCUGUCUCAAAGAAGCAUCGCAGCAGAGGCCUUUUCCACAGCCUCUUCUGCUGUCUGUGUCACAAAGAAACCGAGCCCCCUUCAGCAAAACACAACGCCCCGCUCUUGGUAGAAGAAAAUGGGACUCUGUCAAAAGUUCCCACACAGCCGCUACUCCCACAGAUGAAAUCGAAUGAUGCAGGGAAGAUCUGUGUGGUCAUUGAUUUGGAUGAAACACUAGUGCAUAGUUCAUUUAAGCCAGUGAACAAUGCAGAUUUUAUCAUUCCAGUGGAAAUUGAUGGAACAGUUCACCAGGUUUAUGUAUUAAAGAGACCCCAUGUUGACGAAUUCCUCAAGAGGAUGGGAGAGUUGUUUGAGUGCGUUUUGUUCACCGCAAGCUUAUCCAAGUACGCAGAUCCUGUCUCGGACCUGUUGGAUAAGUGGGGGGCCUUCCGGAGCCGGCUCUUUCGGGAGUCGUGCGUCUUCCACAAAGGGAACUACGUAAAAGACCUGAGUCGCUUAGGAAGAGACCUGAACAAGGUCAUCAUCAUUGACAACUCCCCAGCCUCCUACGUCUUCCACCCUGACAACGCAGUUCCUGUAGCGUCCUGGUUUGACGACAUGUCAGACACUGAGCUCCUCGAUCUCAUCCCUUUCUUCGAGAGACUGAGCAAAGUGGACGACAUCUACGAAAUUCUCAAGCAGCAGAGGACUUCAAGUUAACAGUGGCAGGGUUCUGGGAUGGAAAUAAUCACCAGCGGCUGUUGUCUCGGGGCCACGGAGGCUGGUGGGCCAAGGGCUCCACACUGCUUCCCACUACAAGGACCACACUGCGAAAAUUUACCUGCCAUUUAAUCUCAUAGUCUUUGAGUAAGUUGGAUAAAAUAAAAGUAAAAGCAGCAGGGUUAUGUGUGACUGCACUGACAGUUACCUUAUCCAUCCGUGCUUGUCGUAAUGCCGGACUUAAUAUGAGAUUAAAUGACUUCUGUAGAUAUCUUUUGCAGUGCAGCUAGUGUGUUGUUGUUGUCGUUAUGUGACAGCAGUGACCUUUGUAAGUGUGCUGUAAAGCUAGAUUGUGUGAACAGAUGUUCAGUGCCUUUCUACACGUGAACCGCCAUCAGUCAUUUUAAUUCAGUACAAUGAUGCAUUUCUAGUGAGAUUUCAAGCGUAAACGCACAGAAAAGAACAAGAAUCCAUUAACUUAAUACAAACACAGUCGACAAUCAUUAACUCUGGAGAUUUUAGGUGGAAUCACUUCUUGAAAUGCACAUUUUGACAUGUUCCAAGCACUGUGCACUUACUGUAUGUCUUUGGAAAGCUUUGAACAAAAUCUACCAUUUACUGUAGCAUUUGCAUUUAAGUUUAAAAGGCUCCAGAACACAGUAAGGAACUGUCACUGAAUGUGUUUAUUCUCUACAUUCUAGGUGACAACUAAAUCCAUUAUUACAGUAAAGUAAUUAUGAGUGUGUAAUAACCCUUUUAGAAGUUGUUCAGCUGUGUUCAGUCAUGAAAACGUAAUAUUUUAGCUUUAUAAUUGCGUAACAUUAAUUGUUGAAAACAUGAAGCUUUUAAAAUCAGUUAUAUAUAAAACUCUGGAUUAGCAUUAAGAUUAUUGGACCUUUCACACACAGAGACUUACCACUGCAGAAAUGGUGAGAUUUUUCUUGUAAAUACAGUAUAUCAGGAUUAUCGUUUUGAUUUGGUUUUAAUGUUAUUUUGUCUAAUGUUAUUUUAUCCAGUUGUAUCAGCCGCCACAGUGUGCCGUGCAUCAGUAAUGCAAUGUUGUUGUUUAAUGUGUGCAGGAGCGGGUUGUGACCUGCUACAGGAUCUUAAAUAAGUCUGAUUUGAAAGCACACUCUGAUGCCUCCUAUCGGUAAACUUGAAUCCGAGCUGUAAGACGUAAAUGGAGUCGAGUGCACUGCCUUAUUGGUCUGCGUGUCCAGUUUCAUGGGGGGAAACUUGUGCCAGACAUGCUUGAGUCCUGCUCUACUUUGCUUCAGUCUGGAGCGAGUGUGUGUUUUUGUAUGCGUGGAGUUACAGUGUGAUUGCGUCAGCGUGAGUAUUUCUAUGGGUUUCAGAUUAAACAAAAGAUACUUUGACAAUACGCGGACAACUAUAACCUGUCUUGAAUAAUGAUUUAACUUUUUUUUUUUUUACUGUAUGCAUCAAGAGUAUUAACAUUGUGAUUUAAACUGGUUCAAACAAGUGAGUUUUUAAAUUGCUGCUGAGACUGAAAAACAAAACAAACAAAAAAUAACAGACUAGAGAUAUUUUUACCGUGCAUCAAUAAAGCAUGUUUUAUUGAAACAGG
This is a messenger RNA of Acanthochromis polyacanthus (spiny chromis), 2677 nucleotides long. Its product is annotated as carboxy-terminal domain RNA polymerase II polypeptide A small phosphatase 1-like. NCBI's taxonomy places the organism in Eukaryota, Metazoa, Chordata, Actinopteri, Pomacentridae. The transcript is spliced from 7 exons. Gene Ontology annotation, molecular function: RNA polymerase II CTD heptapeptide repeat phosphatase activity. The record is from RefSeq and is a predicted model, not a curated record. Bases 301 to 1089 code for a protein of 262 amino acids.